AAUAAAGUCCAAUUUGAAGCAGUGUAUAAAACUAUAGUUAGCAAAACCAAUAAUUAAGACAGACAUCAUAAAGAAUGGGUUCUGAAGAACAUCCUAUGAUUCCUGUUCUAGAUUUCACCAUGGAAGAUUUGAAGCCAGGGAGCGAUUCCUGGUUAGAAAGAUGCACAAGUGUGCGGCAAGCACUUGAAGAACAUGGUUGUUUUGUAGCUGUGUAUGAUAAAGUUUGUGAUGAGCUAGAAAACGGUGUUUUCUGCUCCAUGAAGGAGCUGUUCGAUCUCUCACCUGAAACCAAACGAAGAAACACAUAUGAGGGUUCGCCAUUGAAGGGCUACGUUGGACAACUCCCCCAGAUUCCCCUCCACCAAAGCAUGGGAAUAGAUGACGGAACAACCCUAGAGGGAAUUCAAAGCUUUACUCAUCAAAUGUGGCCAAAAGGCAAUCAUCACUUUUGUAAAUAUAUAUUUGAGUAUGCAAAGGUAGCAGAAGAAUUGGACAAGAUGGUGGGCAGAAUGAUAUUUGAAAGUUAUGGUCUUCCAGAUUACUAUGAGUCAUACAUGCGAUCUACAGGUUAUCUCCUUAGACUUUUGGCACACACAGCACCAGAAGAGGUUGAGCCUCAACUGGGUCUUGUGGCUCACACUGACAAGAGCUUCACCACAAUUCUUCACCAAAAUCAUGUCAAUGCACUCAUGGUUGAGACAAGGAAUGGUGUCUGGAUUCAUGUCGAUUUCUCUUCAACAAAUUCCUUUGUCGUCAUGGCUGGUGAUGGACUCAUGGCUUGGAGCAAUGACAGAAUACAGUCCCCUAAUCAUAAGGUUGUGAUGAAUGGGAAUGAAACAAGGUACUCUCUUGGUCUGUUUGCUUUCUACAAAGGAAUUCUGAUAGUGCCUGAAGAGCUUAUUGAUGAAGAACAUCCAGUGCAGUAUAAGCCCUUUGAUCAUCUUGGAUUACUAAACUUCACUUACAGUGCUAAUAUGAAAGCUUAUUGUGGUGUGUGAAAAGCUUGCCUAGCUUAAACUUUCACCAAACUAUAUAUGUGUGAUAUGUUUUUCAUAUGUUGUUUUUGCAUUGGGAAGAGUUCUCUGCCAUUUAUUUCUCUGUUACGUGUACUUGA
Vigna angularis (adzuki bean) is the source of this 1114-nucleotide messenger RNA. RefSeq names its product probable 2-oxoglutarate-dependent dioxygenase AOP1. The coding region runs from base 75 to 998 and encodes 307 amino acids. Gene Ontology annotation, molecular function: dioxygenase activity. The record is from RefSeq and is a predicted model, not a curated record. The transcript has 3 exons. NCBI's taxonomy places the organism in Eukaryota, Viridiplantae, Streptophyta, Magnoliopsida, Fabales, Fabaceae.